Molecule: messenger RNA, 2835 nt
Organism: Zerene cesonia (dogface butterfly)
Lineage: Eukaryota; Metazoa; Arthropoda; Insecta; Lepidoptera; Pieridae
Gene: Apn4
Product: membrane alanyl aminopeptidase-like
Exons: 16
Coding region: 1-2835 (944 amino acids)
Biological process (GO): proteolysis; peptide catabolic process
Cellular component (GO): cytoplasm
Molecular function (GO): zinc ion binding; metalloaminopeptidase activity; peptide binding
Source: RefSeq, a predicted model, not a curated record
AUGGAUAGGAAAGUUCUGGUGGCCUUUAUCGUCCUGGUAGCAGGACUUGUGUCUGCGGAACCUGAACCAGAAUUUCAAUGGGUCGGUCACAAUACCAACUUGGAUGAUCCUAAGUACCGACUCUUGGACAAUGUCCAGCCCUUAUAUUUCUACGUAGACCUUAACGUCUUCUUAAGCGAAUCCAGAUUCGAUGGACUGGUUCAAAUUGAAGUCGAGGUCCGCCAAAACGUAUCCCAAAUUGUGCUUCACCAAAACGUAGUGUCAAUCAAUGCGGUGAGUGUGGUAGAUAGCACGAACGCUGCAGUCCCAUUGCAGGUGCCGAAUCCUUUUACAGUUGAUAGUUAUUAUGAAAUCUUGAAAAUUAACUUUGCAUCGAUCAUUAGUCCUGGUAAAUAUUUCAUUACUGUGAGCUAUAACGGACGUAUCAAUGAAAAUCCACAUGAUAGAGGAUUCUACAAAGGAUAUUACUAUUAUGGCCGUGAGAAGCGCUACUACGCUACAACUCAAUUCCAACCCUACCACGCCAGAAAAGCUUUCCCCUGUUUUGAUGAGCCGCAAUUUAAAAGUCAAUAUGUAAUUUCAAUUACAAGGGAUGCAUACCUUAGAGAAUCUUACUCGAAUAUGGCCAUUGGUCGUACCGAAUAUCUAAGUAAUGGUCGCAUACGUGAGACUUUCCUGCCUACGCCUGUCAUCUCUGCUUACCUAAUCGCUUUCCACGUCAGUGAUUUUGUGCCCACUAGAACCACUGGAACAGCCGCCAAACCGUUCCAAAUUAUAUCCCGUGAAGGAGUUACAGAUCAGCAUGGCUAUGCCGCUGACGUUGGUUUCAAGAUCACUGAGGUUAUGGAAGAUUAUUUCAAUAUCAGCUACUACGGUAUGGGACAAGGACAACCUAUGAAGAACGACCAUAUUGCGCUUCCUGAUUUCCCAUCUGGCGCAAUGGAAAACUGGGGAAUGGUCAACUACAGGGAGGCGUAUCUGCUUUAUGACCCACAAAAUACAAAUGUAAUUGACAAACUCUUUAUUGCCUCCAUUAUUGCUCACGAGAUGGCGCACAAAUGGUUCGGUAAUCUUGUCACCUGCUUCUGGUGGAGCAAUUUGUGGCUAAACGAAUCUUUUGCCAGCUUCUUUGAGUACUUCAGCGCACAUGAGGCGGAUAAAUGGCUGGAGUUGGAUGAUCGCUUUAUUCUUGCAAGAGUGCAGAGUGCUCUGAAUGGAGACGCAAGCGCAUCUAUAAUGCCUAUGAAUUGGUCAGUUGUUGCUGACAACCCUUCAAUCACUGCUCAUUUCGGAACCAGUAGCUACGCCAAAGGUGCUUCUGUGUUGAGAAUGUUGGAACAUUUCGUGACACCAACGGUAUUCAGAAAUGCAUUGAGAUACUACUUGAGAGAUAACGCCUAUGGAAUCGGUUAUCCUGCGGAUAUGUACAGGGCUUUCAGACAAGCCGUUUCCGAAGAUCCUACAUUUGCAGUAGCCUAUCCAAAUAUAGACAUUGGAAACUUGUUUGACAACUGGGUGCAAAAUCCGGGCUCUCCAGUAGUUACUGCUGAUGUCGAUAUGACGACUGGUCUUAUUACUCUGACCCAGCAAAGAUUCCAAUUGAGCGGGUCACCACCCAACCAUAUUUGGCAAAUCCCCAUUUCAUGGACACAUGGAGGAAGUCCUAACUUCAACAAUACAAGACCCACUUAUGUUCUAACAGGAAGAACUGGAACUCUCCAGAAACCAGCUGGCCAUGGAUGGGUCGUCCUUAACAUUGCUCAGUCAGGUCUUUAUCGAGUCAACUAUGAUGAUCAUAAUUGGGAGAUGAUUGCAGCUCAAUUGCGUAAUAAUAAAGAUGUAAUUCAUAAGCUCAGUCGAUCUCAGAUUGUCAACGACGUCUUGUAUUUCGUUCGAGCUGGGCAGAUUAGAAUCUCUCGUGCCUUUGAUGUUCUUUCAUUCUUGAAAACGGAGACAGAUUAUUACGUAUGGAACGGAGCACUGAGUCAACUGGAAUGGGUUCAUAGAAGAUUAAAACAUUUGCCUACUGUUUAUGAAGAAUUUACUGAAUAUUUACUAGAUCUUAUUGAUACUGCUGUCAAACAUUCCGGUUACGAAGAAGGCGCCAACGAUUCCGCAUCUGCGAUCCAACAAAGAAUGCAAAUAAUGAACUUCGCUUGUAAUCUCGGACAUCGCGGUUGUAUUGAGGACAGUUUAGCUAAAUGGAGGCGAUUCCGAAAUAAUAAUACUCCGAUUCCAGUGAACGCGCGCCGCUACGUAUAUUGUGUCGGUGUCCGCGAGGGAGACAUUUCUGAUUUCAACUUCUUAUUCAACAAGUACAAUACUUCCGAAAACGCAGCUGAUAUGUUCGUGAUGUUGCGCGGUUUACCAUGCACUAAAAAUCAAGCAGCAGUGCGAGAGUUCUUGUACCAGUCAAUGUACAGUGAUAAGAUCAGAAUACACGACAGAAACAACGCUUUCUCGGUAGCUCUGCAAGGGAAUGAUGAGAACUUACAUACUGUUAUGGACUUCCUUUUCCAGAACUAUGCUAAUAUAAGAACACACUACGGCGGCGAUGUGAGAUUGACGAAUGCUAUUACUGCUUUGACUACAUACUUAACCGACUUCGAAGACAUAGUCAAGUUCCAAACGUGGGUAUAUGAUAAUCAAAUCGGUCUUGGAACAUCAUUCUCUUCUGCGGUCGGCGUGGUCACCUCCAGUAUAUCAAACUUACAAUGGGGAAAUAACGUAGCAGUGGAAAUCGUGACAGCGGUUCGUAGCCAAAGUUCCGCUUCUUCUUUGACUACCUCGUUGUGUGUAGUCGUGUUGGCUUUAGCUGCUAGAUUUAUUUAUUAA